CAGGAAGUUUGCUUUGACAGCGAACAGACUAAUGUGUCGGUGCGUUUUGUAGAAACGGUUACCUUUUCGGCUGCUAGAACCUUUAUUUAAGCAUAAAUCUUGAAGUUGAUGUUUAAACGGAAGCAACAAUGUUCGCGGGGCUGCCUGAGCUCGGGAUAUCCAACGGCGAGGACCUUAAAGAAACUCUCACCAACUGCACCGAGCCUCUGAAAGCCAUCGAUCAGUUCCAGAUGGAAAACGGCAUCCUGUUGCCGACCCUCCAGUCUGCUCUUCCCUUCCUGGACCUCCACGGAACGCCUCGGCUGGAGUUCCAUCAGUCCGUCUUCGACGAGCUCAGAGAUAAGCUGAUGGAGCGAGUCGCUACCAUUGCAGAGGGCAAGGACGAAGACAGAUAUGGGAAGCUUGAAGAGUUGCUGGAGAAGAGCUUUCCUCUGGUCAAAAUGCCAUCCAUUCAGCCAGUGGUGAUGCAGGUGCUGAAGCAUCUACCCAAGGUCCCGGAGAAGAAACUGAAGAUGGUCAUGGCUGACAAAGAGCUGUACAAGGUGUGUGCUGUGGAGGUGAAAAGGCAGAUCUGGCAGGACAACCAGGCUCUUUUCGGGGAUGAAGUGUCACCGCUCCUCAAGCAGUACAUCGUGGAAAAGGAGGCAGCUCUGUUCAGCAGCGACCUCUCCAUCUUGCAUAAUUUCUUCAGCCCUUCUCCAAAGACCCGACGCCAAGGCGAGGUGGUCCUGAAACUCACCCAGAUGAUUGGAAAGAACGUGAAGCUGUACGACAUGGUGCUGCAGUUUUUACGAACGCUCUUCCUGCGAACGCGAAACGUCCACUAUUGCACACUGAGAGCAGAGCUGCUGAUGUCUCUUCAUGACCUUGACAUCAGCGAGAUCUGCUCUGUAGACCCCUGCCAUAAGUUCACUUGGUGUUUAGACGCCUGCAUCCGUGAGAAAUUUGUGGACGGCAAGCGGGCCAGAGAGCUGCAAGGUUUUCUCGACGGAGUCAAGAAAGGACAGGAGCAAGUCCUCGGGGACCUGUCCAUGAUCCUGUGUGACCCAUAUGCUUGUAACACCCUGGUGCUGAGCAUCAUGAGGAACCUGCAAGAGCUGCUGAGUCAGGACUCUUUACCCAGAGACAGUCCAGACCUGAUGCUGCUUCUGAGGAUGCUGUCACUGGGUCAAGGGGCGUGGGACAUGAUUGACAGCCAGGUGUUCAAAGAGCCUCGAUUGGACCUGGAGGUGGUGACCCGCUUCCUGCCUGCCAUGAUGUCAGUGGUCGUGGACGACCAUACGUUCACUGUAGAACAGAAGCUUCCUAGUGAGGAGAAGAGCUCGCUGACCUACCCCACCACCCUGCCAGACGCUUUCACAAGGUACCUGCAGGAGAACAGAGUGGCCUGUGAAAUGGGUCUCUACUACGUCCUCCACAUCGCCAAACUGAGGAACAAGAAUGCCUUACAGAGGUUACUACCUGCUCUGGUGGAGACCUACAAUGACAUGGCCUUUGGCGACAUCUUCCUGCACCUGCUGACCGGACACCUCACCCUGCUCUCUGACGAGUUUGGAGCAGAAGAGUUUUGUUCAGUUGUCUUUGAUGGCUUCCUCCUUACUUCUUUUUCCAGUAAAGAGAACGUCCACAGACACACCCUCCGUAUGUUGCUGCAUCUUCACCACAAAGUGCUGCCGUCGUACAUGGAAACCUUGAUGAAAACUCUUGAACCUCCAAAACAGAGCAGCGAGCCGGUGAAGGAGCUGCACAGCCAGCUGACAGAGAAGCUGGAGACGCAGAAGAAGAGCCCUCCACCAGCAGAGGAAACUCCAUCCCUGGAUCUGGGGCUGCACCCUGUGACCGUCCCCACCACCGCCUCCACCCCGACCACACCUCUCUGAGACGGCAGACACAGAGACUAACUGACUGUAAACGCAGCCACGAGUUGGCUCAUGAAUUUUUUGAAAAGACUGGACAUUUUAUAUUGUUUGUUGUAUGAUUAUUUUUUUUGUGGAGGUUUAGUUUCUUUAGAUGUUUGUCUCCAGCUCUGACAGUGUAGUCCAGCAGCCAACUAUUUUUCUUCAAGGGAGGAAUCAUGAGUUUUCUAUACUUUGUGCUCUUGCAUUAUUGUCCAGAUAUACAGUAUUUUCAUAGGUAAUCUGGCUAUCAGUGUGUUACAUUUUGAAUUGGGUCAGUAGUGCAAGAAACUUGUAAAUAAAUGAUUAUUUAGAAAUACAAAGUG
Messenger RNA from Thunnus maccoyii (southern bluefin tuna), 2221 nucleotides. It is a transcript of the gene nelfb, whose product is annotated as negative elongation factor complex member B. The record is from RefSeq and is a predicted model, not a curated record. Lineage: Eukaryota; Metazoa; Chordata; Actinopteri; Scombriformes; Scombridae. Gene Ontology annotation, cellular component: NELF complex; nucleus. Gene Ontology annotation, biological process: negative regulation of transcription elongation by RNA polymerase II. Bases 129 to 1880 code for a protein of 583 amino acids. The transcript is spliced from 13 exons.